Molecule: messenger RNA, 1199 nt
Organism: Aspergillus sclerotioniger CBS 115572
Lineage: Eukaryota; Fungi; Ascomycota; Eurotiomycetes; Eurotiales; Aspergillaceae
Product: mitochondrial 54S ribosomal protein mL54
Exons: 2
Coding region: 248-964 (238 amino acids)
Cellular component (GO): mitochondrial large ribosomal subunit
Molecular function (GO): structural constituent of ribosome
Source: RefSeq, a predicted model, not a curated record
AAGGCCAUGGUCAACCUCUGGUCGCCCGUUCUGUGAGCUACAAUUCUUAAGAAUACGCUCGAACACGAAUGUGUACCUCUCACGUGACUCACCUCCGGCUUGGCAUCAAAUUCCCGCCGCAGUUUUCUCGAAUCUGCUCCGCGUCGGCCACAACUUCAUAUCCGCACCACAUCAAUCAAUUGUUGGCUGGUCGAACCCACGGUGCAUCCUUAACUUCCUUAAUACCUAUACCAGCUCAGAUUACACAAUGAUCUGCCAACGAUGCCGAACCGGCAUCCUGUCCCGGAUGCAGCAGCCUACCGUUGCGCUGUCACGCACACACCAGCUUCCCUUCCAGCGAACCCAAUUCCGCAACUACAGUGAUGGAAAGCCUACCGUAUCGGCCACACCCCCUCCGUCCAACCCCCGACAGCCUGUCGGCGGCGAUAUCACGAUCCCAUCGGCCGUGUCGUCCGCGACCCCUGGCGUGUCCCAACCUUUGAGCACCCCCGAAGGUAUCCACGUUGAAGUCAACCCUGCGAAGCCCAAGAAACCCGUCGUGGAACGUCCUCCGAGCUCCUGCGCUGCUGGUCAGAAGUUGAAUGGGCUGAACUACUUCAAGAACAAGCCUGAUAUCGUGGCCUUGGAGGAUUCGGAAUACCCCGAGUGGCUGUGGUCGAUGUUGGACGACUCGAAGAACAGCAAGACUGCCAGGGGAGGAGUUGACCCGAGCACUUUGAACAAGAAGCAGCGCAAGCGUUACGAGAAGAAGAUGGCCGCCCGUGCCGCCAACCUGCCUCCCCAGAUCCCCGUCCACCAUCACGCUACGGACAUCACACCGGCUCCUUACAACAGCGAUGUAGCAUCGGAGGACCUUAUUGCGGCGGCGGCCGAGAGUAUCGAGAAGCGUACGGAAAUCACACGGAGUGCCAGAGACGCCCGGAGAAAGGCCAUCCGGGAAGACAACUUCCUGCGUGGUCUGUAGAUAUUUGCCUCGGCUUGGAUGGUUCAACAUUGUACAGUGUUGGCAGUGUAGAAUCCUUGGGAUGUUCAUGUAUUUUAUGCGACUUGUAUUCAUAUUAUUCAGAAGGCGUGAAGGUGUUCUUCAUAACUGUUCUAUACUUGGGGAUGUUGAUUGUCUCGCCAGUACCUGGAUGACAGACUGCCAGGAGUACACCGACCGACUACUUGCCAGUAUGACCCCGUCAUCACCAGUAUAG